AUUUUUUAGUUUCCACUUUGUUACUUAACAAGAAGAUUCUAACAUUAUGAUGAAGAUAAGUAUCCUGGUGGCAACCAUUGCAAUUUUGCAAUUGUCCGCCCCUGUAUCAUGCGGAUGGGGACUGGGAAGUUUAGUUGGUGGAGUUGUUAGUGGUGUAGGUAAUGUUGGUAGUGGUCUUGUUGGAGGACUUACUAAUGCUACUACAAGCGUUGUUGGUAGUGCUGUCAAUGUAGGUUCGUCCGUAGUCAAUGCUGGUACAAAUGUAGUUGGAGGAGUAGUUGGGGGAGUUGUAAACACAACCACUAAUGUUGUUGGUGGUGUGGUCAAUGCUGGUAACACCGUGGUUGGAGGAGUGGUCAAUGGUGUGGUCAACACCACCACUAAUGUAGUUACUGGAGCAGUCAACGCUGGUACCACUGUAGUCGGUGGUGCAGUCAAUGCUGGAACCAACAUUGUUGGUGGUGUGGUCAACACAGGUACCAGUGUCAUUGGUGGUGCCCUCAAUACCGGAACCAACGUCCUAGGAGGUGUUGUUGGUGGUGUUCUUAACACCGGUACUGGUUUGCUUGGUAACGUUGCAGGCGGAUUGAUGGGAGGUGUGACAGGUAUCAUUGGAGGUUUAACCAACGGUGUAAUGCAAACCAUGAUAAAUUCAGCAAUCAGUGCUAUCUCUGCUAUGAUUAGAGCCACAGUUAUUGCAAUGUACAAUGAGGCUGUGGCUACAGCUAUUGCAUUGUGGCAAUUCAUGUGGGAAACAAUUGGACAACUUACCAGCGCUGUCAUGUCUGCUUUACCUGUUCUUGGUUAAUACCAUAAAAGAAUAACUCUUGAAAUUUGAUGUAAUAACUCAUAAUGUUAAUAAAAAUUUAUUUGUAACCA
Messenger RNA from Dalotia coriaria, 879 nucleotides. Its product is annotated as perilipin-4-like. The record is from RefSeq and is a predicted model, not a curated record. The transcript has 2 exons. Lineage: Eukaryota; Metazoa; Arthropoda; Insecta; Coleoptera; Staphylinidae. The coding region runs from base 47 to 808 and encodes 253 amino acids.